AUGUACCGGGCAGUGUCAGAUGAAGUGUACCCGCCUUUGAACACUAAUGUCGCCAGCUUGCCAGGCGUCCUGUGGUAUCUCCACCAUGAGGUCGUCAUUCAAGCGCCCCGCAAGUUCCAAAUCUCGCGCAUCCUGCGCUACAAGGUGCAGAUGCGAGCAACUGCACCGCUUCUUCGGCUCGGAAUGCACUUCGGAGUGCGAUUGGCCUAUGACAAGGGGCAGGCCACGGGCCCUUUUGUUUGUGGUCGCACGAAUAUCACGAACAAGGACGGAACAACAGAAGGUUACAAGCCAAAGUUCUGUGGUGAUGGGGCAGCAUUCAAGGAUCAGUAUCUUGGAGAUCUCAAGCCGUACAAGAACGAAUACGAGUACGCCGCCUAUGGAUACAACGUUGGCUGCAACAACCUGGGUGAGUAUCCGUUCCCCAUGCACCAGGUGUACUACCCGAACGCGAUUUGGUACACAAUGCCAGGUGCUUGUCCGAACAAUCUGUACUUCAACAAGGACAACUCCUGCCAGGCUAGCCAGCCCGGAGGCUAUUGCCCAGGCGUCGAGCCAAAUGGCAAUGGCACCUGUACGUGGAACUACGAGGAAGCCGGUGAGAUCAGCCUCGAUGAGUUGGUGGGCAUCAAGGACUAUGCCUCUUGGAGGCACGGCCACAGAGAGUAUGAUCCGGAAACCGAUGAAGGCAUCAAGUUCAGUUGGUGGAACGGAAUUAAUAGCACGACUGCGAACGAGGAGCGCGUGCGACAGGCUGCCGAGCUCUUUGACAGAAGGUAUCCAGGCAUGCCGACAGUCGCCGAGCUUACCAAUCCCCCGUGCGACUUUGAUUUCGGGUCCUUCUACAAGGAGUGGUACCGCAAGGACGGCUACGUUGGACCCUGUGGACCUCCCAAUGCAAAUUGCAAAGGUGGCAUUGGCUGGAUUCGCCAGGAAGGCCUUUCGCAGCAUCCGAAGUGGUACGUGCCCCUCACCGACUCCGCCAGUGAUGAUGAGAUCCAGCGCCUGCUGUACCAGCUAGGAAAGAACGAGUGCCUGCGUCCGUGCGAGAGGGGUGAGACUCCUACCGCGUCUACGCCCAGCACGAAAGCUCCUUGA
This is a messenger RNA of Symbiodinium sp. CCMP2592, 1098 nucleotides long. The record is from the annotation of a GenBank genome assembly. NCBI's taxonomy places the organism in Eukaryota, Dinophyceae, Suessiales, Symbiodiniaceae.